UGAUUAAAGUAACACUGCUUGGGCGGAUUGGUUUGUAAAACGAAUGAUUUCACCCCAUAAUGGAUUUUACAAGAAUGAACGAAGUUCCAAGUGAUAAAUUGGUACAAGCGCUGCGUAUACUGAACAAUCAGCUGGCACAGGCAAACACUCAAGCUAAAAGGGACCUGACUUUAUCAGAGCAGAGGUAUGUCGAAGCCAACAACACUAUGCUGCUUGUGAGGCAAGAAAAUGCAUUACUACGAGACAUGGUGCGCAAGCUAAAGGACCAGUUGCGCAUUAUAACGGAUGUGAUGAUCUCUGUUCAAGACCAGAGUGUGAAGAUGUUUGAUAAGAUCAAUCGGCCGCAUGCGUUAGCCGAAGAGUACGAGCGGAACCGGGAACCACGCGCCAGUCAGGUGUACGAACGAUUGAGAAGUGAAAAUCCACCGUACGUGCACGAGGCGGUGAUACAUGAGGAAGAGGAAGAAGUGGAUGAAAGUUGUGUCAGAAACUGCAGCCUGGAGGAAUCGCUGACGCCGCUAGCAUCGAAAGAACAUGGGGCUUCAGGUUGCGGCUCACUAUUGCCGGCUAGUCCUUUGGUGCAGCGAUUGAAACGUCCAUCGAAAAACGACAGUUUCGAUGAAUCAUUUGAAACGAUUGAAAGGGAGCGCGUGUUCAAAUCGUCCCGUAUCAGUGGAGAUAGACGACAGAUCUACGGCGUAUUGAAGGAAGAACCGGAUAGAAUUCGAGAGUUGGGAAGUGAUGUGAUGGAGGCUGAUCGUCCGAGCACUAUUACACCGAUCGCACAUAUUCUUCCAGCAGACGAAAGCAGCGAUAUGGAAAUAGAAGAUGAUAUAAGGGAUACAUUGAAAAACAUGUCCCGGAUUAGUAUAGACGCGGAAGAGUUGCAACCUGAACACAACGAACACUUGCGCUACCAAUUGUGUAGCAAUGGAGAGCGAGGCGUUUUAAAGAAGACUGCAAGCGAAUCGAUGCUUUCAACGCUCUAUCGACCCGUCGUCCCCGACCGUGACUGUAAAAGUGGCGACAGUAGUUUUGAGGACACCUCCGUGUUCCUUCCGGAAGACACUAUCAGCAAUGCAAGUUGCAGCACGCCCGUAACCAAGGGAACCAGGCUGCCAGUACCUUCCUCUAUCAGUACAAGACAGCUGAGAGUAACACAGAAGAUGAAGAGUGACACAGCGCUAAACAAACAACUGGAGCCUGUGGUGGUGCUGCGUCCCCUGACGGAGCAGAAUGUUCUAUCGUUCACACGGGCAGCGCAUCGUGGGCCCACCGGACAAAUGGAUAAGAAUCCGAACGACAAUUACCCCGGUAGUUCGAACUUUGAUGGUACUACCCUCGAACCAUGUUCAUCGACAGAGAAUCUAUCGGUAGCCUCGAACGAGUCUGGUCGUCCGCGCAGAAAGGCGGCACCUAAAACUUUGAAGGAGCCUAACUUGAUAUAUAAAAUGCGUAGAAAAAAAUGAUAUUUUAAAUGCCGACUACUGAGGUAGAAAGUUCCUGAAAUGGAUUUUUACAAUUAAUAAUUAAAUUUAAACUUAUAUGUUGACACCUAAACAACUAAUUUUUAUAAAAUUGAUUAAUAGCGCUUUGAUUUGCAAGCUGAUUACACCUAGACUUGACAUAAGAAAUAGAUAGAAAUGAACAGAUAAAAGGAGUAUAUUUGGUCAGUAAAUACCACACAUUUUGUUUAAAUUUAUUAAUCAGUUUAUUUAUUUUCAAUCUUCAUUUCGUCAGUCGGAAAACAUAUCUUUUAGCGUAAAACAUAUCUUUUUUCUUUUUUAACAUUUAAUCGAUAAAAAAAGAAAAUUUGAAUAAUUCCCUGCACUGAUCCAACCAAAGUAAAUUCGCUUAUCUGUGGCGCUCGUAAGAUUACAUAUGAAAAAAAAAAUCUAAACCCAAACGAGUUUUGUUCGAGCAUUACCCACUGUAUGAGCAUGUUACACGGUCAGGGUACUGUUUCCUUUUGUGUAAUUCAAUCGAUUAUAUUAUUUCAAAUCACAAAUACGUAGACGUUUUCAGUUGCAUGAUCCAACAUUUAAAUUCACAAUUGUAAAAAUGACACACAAACAACGUAGUUUAAAUGGUUUCCCUCUACGUUGGACAUACGGUUUAGAAUAUUUCAUUCGCCUGUUGGCAUAUCUUCGAAAAGCGAUGAAUGCCGUCACAUGCACGAUAAUUAUUUAUUAAUCAUACAUAUUGGUUUAAGAGUUCGAUUUCUAAAAUAUAAGUUUGACUUUUUUAUAACAAAUAAACAACCGAUUGAUAGUUUGAUAUUUUAAAGCAAAUUUCGCUUCGCUAACGGGUUUUGUUUCUCAAGGAAUUAACUUGCAAUAAUGUGUCGAUGUAAC
Molecule: messenger RNA, 2354 nt
Organism: Anopheles coustani
Lineage: Eukaryota; Metazoa; Arthropoda; Insecta; Diptera; Culicidae
Exons: 2
Coding region: 60-1469 (469 amino acids)
Source: RefSeq, a predicted model, not a curated record